This is a messenger RNA of Rhinopithecus roxellana (golden snub-nosed monkey), 1157 nucleotides long. RefSeq names its product coiled-coil domain containing 169 (gene CCDC169). NCBI's taxonomy places the organism in Eukaryota, Metazoa, Chordata, Mammalia, Primates, Cercopithecidae. Bases 105 to 749 code for a protein of 214 amino acids. The record is from RefSeq and is a predicted model, not a curated record. The transcript is spliced from 8 exons.
CGCCUCGUGCCAUACUCUCCUUGCUCGCUUCUGGGUGGCCUUUAAUGUCUUGUGUUCUAAGGUGUGCUGAGGGGAAAGACACGGGAGGUCUCUAGCCUGACACUAUGGAGGAAGAGAGAAGCUACAAUUUCGACGGUGUGAGCACCAACCGCCUGAAACAGCAGUUGCUGGAAGAAAUCCGCAAGAAGGAUGCAGUGCAACUCUCAAUAUUUGAACUAAGACACAAGAUUACAGAACUGGAAGCCAAACUCAAUACUGACAAUGAAGGUAAUGAAUGGAAAACCCGUUAUGAGACACAACUUGAAUUAAAUGAUCAACUAGAAAAGCAAAUUGUUUAUCUCAAGGAGAGGAUGGAAAAAAUCCGUGGAAACUCUUCAGAUAGACUAUCUUCUAUUCGUGUCUAUGAACGAAUGCCAGUGGAAUCCUUAAACACAUUACUUAAACAGCUAGAAAAAGAAAAGAGGACUCUUGAAAGUCAAGUGAAAUACUAUGCACUUAAACUGGAACAAGAAUCAAAGGCUUACCAGAAGAUCAACAAUGAAUGCCGUACAUACCUAGCUGAAAUGUCUCAGGGUUCUGGUUUACAUCAAGUUUCUAAAAGGCAACAGAUGGAUCAACUGCCUAGGAUGCAAGAGAAUCUAGUGAAAACUGGAAGAUAUAAUCCAGCUAAGCAGAAGACAGUGAGUGCCAAGAAAGGACCAGUAAAAAAGAUUACAAGAUCAAACCAUCUUCCAGAACUCCAUCUAUGAUUCCAGAACUGGGUGGAUUUCUAUUUCUUCCUUUUUCCAUUUAUAAUAUUCAACUUAUGAAGUUAAUGGUCAGCUCAUUUCUUCAGGGAAUAAAAUAAAUAAGAACUGCCAAAUUUUUCUUUAGCUCCUUUUCCAGAUGUGUAUUCCUUUGUUUGCAUAAAAGUAAUUUUCUCCAGUGACCCUAAAGUAUGAAGUGCUUGAGAGUUUUAAAAUAUCGUAGGGAAUCUGAAGGCUGGCAUCGUUACACUUGCUUUUAAUGAUACACCCAUGAUCUGCUCUGAUAGAAACAUUGCUAUUCUAUUUGGUUUCUAGUUGACUGUCAGUGAAAAGUGUGUAUUCAUAAAACCCUUUUGCCAUUUUGGGCUGGAUCUUGCUCAGUUUUUUAAAUUGCAGGUUUAAACAAAGUCG